AGGCUGCUCACUGAGCACCGCACCCGGGGAGUGAGGCGGCGCGGCGGGGCGAGCGGACCCUGACCUGACACAUACACGGCGCGGCCAGGACGGCGAGCGAGCGGACGGGGUAGUGCGGGGCGCAGCCAUGAUCACCUCAGCCGCUGGAAUUAUUUCUCUUCUGGAUGAAGAAGAACCACAGCUUAAGGAGUUUGCACUACACAAAUUGAAUGCAGUUGUCAAUGACUUCUGGGCAGAAAUUUCUGAGUCUGUAGACAAAAUAGAAGUUUUAUAUGAAGAUGAAGGUUUUCGGAGUCGGCAGUUUGCAGCCUUAGUGGCAUCUAAAGUAUUUUAUCACCUGGGGGCUUUUGAGGAGUCCCUGAAUUAUGCUCUUGGAGCAGGUGACCUCUUCAAUGUCAGUGAUAACUCUGAAUAUGUGGAGACUAUUAUAGCAAAAUGCAUAGAUCACUACACCAAACAGUGUGUAGAAAAUGCAGAUUUGCCUGAAGGAGAAAAAAAGCCAAUUGACCAGAGAUUAGAAGGCAUUGUAAAUAAAAUGUUCCAGCGAUGUCUAGAUGAUCACAAGUAUAAACAGGCUAUUGGCAUUGCCCUGGAGACACGAAGACUAGAUAUCUUUGAGAAGACCAUACUGGAAUCGAAUGAUGUUCCAGGAAUGCUAGCUUAUAGCCUCAAGCUCUGCAUGUCUUUAAUGCAGAAUAAACAGUUUCGGAAUAAAGUACUAAGAGUUCUAGUUAAAAUCUACAUGAACUUGGAGAAACCUGAUUUUAUCAAUGUUUGUCAGUGCUUAAUUUUCUUAGAUGAUCCUCAGGCCGUGAGUGAUAUCUUAGAAAAACUGGUAAAGGAAGACAACCUCCUAAUGGCUUAUCAGAUUUGUUUUGAUUUGUAUGAAAGUGCUAGCCAGCAGUUUUUGUCAUCUGUAAUCCAGAAUCUUCGAACUGUUGGCACCCCUAUUGCUUCUGUGCCUGGAUCCACCAAUACGGGUACAGUUCCGGGAUCAGAGAAAGAGAGUGACUCAAUGGAAACAGAAGAAAAGACAGGCAGUGCACUUGUAGGAAAGACGCCAGAAGUGAGUCCAGAGCCCAAGGACCAGACUUUGAAAAUGAUUAAAAUUUUAAGUGGUGAAAUGGCUAUUGAGUUACAUCUGCAGUUUUUAAUACGAAACAAUAACACAGACCUUAUGAUUCUAAAAAACACAAAGGAUGCGGUACGGAAUUCUGUAUGUCACACAGCAACUGUUAUAGCAAACUCUUUUAUGCACUGUGGCACCACCAGUGACCAGUUUCUUAGAGAUAACUUGGAAUGGUUGGCCAGGGCCACUAAUUGGGCAAAAUUUACUGCUACAGCCAGUUUGGGUGUAAUUCAUAAGGGUCAUGAAAAGGAAGCAUUACAGUUAAUGGCAACAUACCUUCCCAAGGACACUUCUCCAGGAUCAGCCUAUCAGGAAGGUGGAGGUCUCUAUGCAUUGGGUCUCAUUCAUGCCAAUCAUGGUGGUGAUAUAAUUGACUAUCUGCUUAACCAGCUUAAGAAUGCCAGCAAUGAUAUCGUUCGACAUGGUGGCAGCCUGGGCCUUGGUUUGGCUGCCAUGGGAACCGCCCGCCAGGAUGUGUAUGAUUUACUAAAAACAAACCUUUAUCAGGAUGAUGCUGUGACAGGAGAAGCAGCUGGCCUGGCCCUAGGCUUGGUUAUGCUGGGCUCUAAAAAUGCCCAGGCUAUCGAGGACAUGGUUGGCUAUGCACAAGAGACUCAACAUGAGAAGAUUCUGCGUGGUCUUGCAGUUGGCAUUGCAUUAGUAAUGUAUGGGAGGAUGGAAGAAGCCGAUGCUCUCAUUGAAUCUCUCUGUCGCGAUAAGGACCCAAUUCUUCGACGGUCUGGAAUGUAUACCGUAGCCAUGGCUUAUUGUGGCUCUGGUAACAACAAAGCUAUUCGACGCCUGCUGCACGUUGCUGUAAGCGAUGUUAAUGAUGAUGUCAGGAGGGCAGCAGUAGAAUCACUUGGCUUCAUCUUAUUCAGGACCCCUGAACAGUGCCCCAGUGUUGUUUCUUUGUUGUCAGAGAGUUACAACCCUCAUGUGCGUUAUGGAGCUGCAAUGGCCCUGGGGAUCUGCUGUGCUGGUACAGGAAAUAAGGAAGCAAUUAAUCUGCUAGAACCAAUGACAAAUGACCCUGUGAACUACGUGAGGCAAGGGGCUCUCAUAGCUUCAGCUCUCAUCAUGAUCCAGCAAACUGAAAUCACUUGUCCAAAGGUGAAUCAGUUCAGACAGCUAUAUUCCAAAGUUAUCAAUGAUAAGCAUGAUGAUGUCAUGGCCAAGUUUGGUGCUAUUCUGGCCCAGGGCAUACUGGAUGCAGAACAAGAAAGGGUUUCCACCGCUGUGUUAUCUAUUACUGCCAAGGCUAAAAAGAAGGAAAAAGAAAAAGAAAAAAAGGAGGAGGAGAAAAUGGAAGUGGAUGAGGCAGAGAAAAAGGAAGAAAAAGAGAAGAAGAAAGAACCUGAGCCAAACUUCCAGUUAUUGGAUAACCCGGCUCGAGUUAUGCCUGCCCAACUUAAGGUCCUAACCAUGCCAGAGACCUGUAGAUACCAGCCUUUCAAACCACUCUCCAUUGGAGGCAUCAUCAUUCUGAAGGAUACCAGUGAAGACAUUGAAGAGCUGGUGGAACCUGUGGCAGCACAUGGCCCAAAAAUCGAGGAGGAAGAACAAGAGCCAGAACCCCCAGAACCAUUUGAGUAUAUUGAUGAUUAAGGACCAGAGGAUCUCAUUUGCUCAUCUGAAGAUUGUCCAGGCUCAUGUUGGAAAUACCUAUGAGGAAAUUCGUGCAUGUAUCAUUGCCUCUGCGCUGACCCAAAGAAUCCUGUCUCCAAGUCUUUGGUUGAAGAGAAGAUAUAUGACUAUUUAGUGUACUCUUUCACAGAACCUGGUUUCCAAAUAAAUAUAUUAAAAUCUCCAGAUUGACAA
Galeopterus variegatus (Sunda flying lemur) is the source of this 2950-nucleotide messenger RNA. It is a transcript of the gene PSMD1, whose product is annotated as proteasome (prosome, macropain) 26S subunit, non-ATPase, 1. Bases 128 to 2737 code for a protein of 869 amino acids. Lineage: Eukaryota; Metazoa; Chordata; Mammalia; Dermoptera; Cynocephalidae. The record is from RefSeq and is a predicted model, not a curated record. Gene Ontology annotation, cellular component: nucleus; proteasome regulatory particle, base subcomplex; proteasome complex. Gene Ontology annotation, molecular function: enzyme regulator activity. The transcript has 24 exons. Gene Ontology annotation, biological process: proteasome-mediated ubiquitin-dependent protein catabolic process; regulation of protein catabolic process.